AUGUAUGCACUAGUCCUUAUGUUGUUAUCUGUCUCAAACAAUGUUAAUGCUUCAUCAAAAUGGAUGAUCGACAGCCUGCCUGGAUUUCCUCAGUACCCCCUACCUUUCAAACUUGAAACUGGGUAUGUUGGAGUGGGUGAAUUGGAGGACAUACAGCUUUUCUAUUACUUCAUAGAGUCUGAAAACAGUCCUGAAGAAGACCCUCUUGUGCUUUGGCUCACCGGAGGACCUGGUUGUUCUGGCCUUUCCAGUCUCCUCUUUGAAAUAGGUCCAUUGUCAAUCGACUUGGAGAAAUCCAGUUGGAGUUCAACAAUUUUGAAAUUGAAUCCAUACUCAUGGACAAAGCUUGCCAACAUAAUAUAUUUAGAUGCACCUGUGGGGUCUGGAUUUUCAUAUGCAAAGAGAUGGGAAGCAUACAAUGUCUCUGAUACUAUAUCAGCAGCAAUAAACUAUGAUUUUCUUAAGAAGUGGCUUAUAGGUCAUCCAAAGUUCCGGAAAAACCCACUUUACCUUGCCGGUGAUUCUUACUCGGGCGUUGUUCUCCCAGUCAUUGUUCAGGAGAUAACUAAUGGUAAUGAAGUCGGAGAGAAGCCAAAGAUCAACCUCAAGGGAUAUAUGCUUGGAAAUCCAAUGACAAAACGACGCGAUGAGUAUAACUCCAGAAUUGAAUUUGGUCACCGAAGGGCUCUUAUAUCAGAUCAACUAUAUGAGUCAAUUAAAACCAAUUGCAAAGGUGAAUACGUGAUUAGAGAUCCAAACAAUGAGUUGUGCGAAAACGAUUUCAAUGCUGUUAGUGAGGAACAUAACUAUGUAUACUCAUAUAUCUGGGCUAAUGAUCCGACGGUUCAGAGAGCUCUUCACAUUCACAAGGGAAGCAUUAACGAAUGGAAGAGAUGCAAUAGGACUAUUAGGGAUAAAAUGUACAUAUACGAUUUGUAUGAUACAGAAGGAAGUGCCAAAUAUCAUCGGAAUUUGGUCCAAAAAGGCUAUCAAGUUCUAAUUUUCAGUGGUGACCAAGACUUGCUCGUUCCAUAUUUGAGCACACAAGCAUGGAUAGAAACUCUGAAUGUGACUAUUGCCCAGCCUUGGAGACCAUGGUUCCUCGAUGGACAAGUUGCAGGAUACACAGUGUUUUAUUCAAAUGAAAAUCACCAAGUGACAUUUGCAACAUUAAAGGGAGGGGGUCACACAGCUCCAGAGUACCAACCCCGGGAAUGCUUUGCCAUGGUUGCUAAAUGGCUUGCUCAUGAUCCACUCUAA
Ziziphus jujuba (common jujube) is the source of this 1260-nucleotide messenger RNA. RefSeq names its product serine carboxypeptidase-like 18. Gene Ontology annotation, molecular function: serine-type carboxypeptidase activity; acyltransferase activity, transferring groups other than amino-acyl groups. NCBI's taxonomy places the organism in Eukaryota, Viridiplantae, Streptophyta, Magnoliopsida, Rosales, Rhamnaceae. Gene Ontology annotation, biological process: secondary metabolic process; proteolysis. The transcript is spliced from 13 exons. Bases 1 to 1260 code for a protein of 419 amino acids. The record is from RefSeq and is a predicted model, not a curated record.